Phyllotreta striolata is the source of this 708-nucleotide messenger RNA. The record is from the annotation of a GenBank genome assembly. NCBI's taxonomy places the organism in Eukaryota, Metazoa, Arthropoda, Insecta, Coleoptera, Chrysomelidae.
AUGACGGGUACGAGAGAAGAUGGAAAAAACAACUAUCCCAAAGCCUCAAAUCAUUUAGUAAAUGGAGCACUGUUGACUUACAUCGGAGGGAUGUUUUUAAUGAUAGCAUUUUGCAGUCCUUACUGGGUGAAGUCGUUCGAUGACACCUUUUCGCAAUUCAAGCACAUGGGCUUGUGGGAAUAUUGCUUCGACCAAUUCCGUUAUCCCUAUUACCAGUUCGACCACCUCUUCGACGGCUGCCACCACAUAUUCAGCCGAGAGUACUACGUGAUACGAGAGUGGCUGCUGCCACCGUGGUUGAUGACCGUGCAAGCCUUCGUAACGAUAGCCUUUCUGCUGACCUUCUUCGCGCAAGUCAUAAUGGCGUUCCAAUUGGUCAGAUACCCUCUGCAUUUCAUCCUACAGAGGGAAUACAUACUCUCGUUUAUAUCGUACAUUUUGGUAGCUAGCACAGCCGUGUUGAUGUUCUUGUCGAUAGCCAUAUUCGGGGCGUCGCACGUCCGCAGGGAUUGGUUAAUGUAUCCUAAUUUUAACUAUCUCUCCUGGUCGUACGGCAUGGCGUGUUUGUCGUUCUUUUUCCACGUAUUCGCGGCGUUCUGCAUGCACAAGGAGUUCAUGUUCAGCUUCGAGCGCAGGAGGGAAUCGAAGAAUCUCAUCAUGCAGAUGCAGCCCAAUCCGCAGCACCGCUUGGGAUGGCAGAUGCAGUAA